AUGGUGCUUGUAUUUCAUGUUUAGAUUAAUUGGGGAAAUCUUAAGAAAGUUGUAAAUAUUAAGAUUGUAAAGAUUAAAUAUGCACUUAUGGAGAAGAAGGUGAUGAUGAAAAUGAUGUAAAUAGAGAUGGUUGUUCUAAUUGUAAGAUUGAUCUUUAACGACACUUGUUCUAAUGAAAUACUAAAGUAAUCAAUUUUUUUUAAUGUUCAAUUAAUUGGAUAUAAUGCUAAUUGA
This is a messenger RNA of Paramecium pentaurelia, 234 nucleotides long. The record is from the annotation of a GenBank genome assembly. NCBI's taxonomy places the organism in Eukaryota, Ciliophora, Oligohymenophorea, Peniculida, Parameciidae.